Molecule: messenger RNA, 1515 nt
Organism: Fusarium tjaetaba
Lineage: Eukaryota; Fungi; Ascomycota; Sordariomycetes; Hypocreales; Nectriaceae
Product: ethionine resistance
Exons: 1
Coding region: 1-1515 (504 amino acids)
Biological process (GO): xenobiotic detoxification by transmembrane export across the plasma membrane
Cellular component (GO): membrane
Molecular function (GO): xenobiotic transmembrane transporter activity; antiporter activity
Source: RefSeq, a predicted model, not a curated record
AUGCCUUCGAGCGAACGUCGGCGCCGUGAGGGCCACCAAGACUCUCACUCUCACAUCCACGAUGGCGUGUUACACGAUGAGACUUCGCCUUUGCUUCCGAGGAUAUCAGAAGUCAGCGAAAAUGGAACCGCAAAGUCGUUGACCGACGUCCACAGCCUCUUGGCUGAGGCCAAAUUGUUAUGCCAAUACUCUCUUCCUUUGAUCGCGACGUAUCUUCUUCAGUAUUCUUUUACUGUCAUUACAACCAUUGUCGCUGGUCGGUUGGGUGCUGAGGAAUUGGCAGCUUCAAGUCUGGGCUUGACAACGAUCAACAUCAUUGGGUUCACCAUCUUUGAGGGCAUGGCCACGGCUCUCGACACAUUGUGUGCACAGGCCUACGGGUCUGGCCGCUAUACUGGCGUCGGAAUGCACAUCCAACGUAUGAUCGUGUUCAUGUCAAUCGUCAUGAUUCCUGUCGGCGCAAUCUGGCUAUGCUCGCACUGGAUUCUGCCAUUGCUCGUCCCUCAACGAAGCCUCGCCUUGAAGGCUGCCUCUUUCUUGCGUGUCAGUCUCGUCGGACUUCCCGGUUAUGCAUUCUUUGAAGCUGGUAAGAGGUUUCUUCAGGCGCAGGGUGAAUUUGCUCCCGGAAUGGUCAUUCUCAUCAUUUGUGCCCCCGUCAAUGCUUUUCUGAGUUGGUAUUUUGCCGUCAAGCUCGACAUGGGCCUUGAUGGUGCUGCUUUCGGUCAGGCUCUUGCUAAUAACCUUCGACCUGCGCUUCUUCUGUUGUAUGUCAUCUUCAUUGGCAAGAAGUCUCACCGAUGCUGGGGUGGCUGGGAUAGUCGCGCUGCUUUUGCGUUCCGCGAAUGGGGCCCUAUGGUCCGUCUCUCUGUUGCAAGCACCGCCGUGAAUCUUGCCGAGUGGCUCGCCUUUGAGAUCCUCAUGGUCAGCACCUCUUAUCUCGGUACCCGCCACUUGGCUGCGCAAACAGUACUCAACACUCUCUCCAUUGUUACAUGGCACAUACCGUUCUCGAUCAGCGUCGCAGUCACCACUCGCUUCGGUCACCUGGUCGGUGCUGGCGCACUCAAGGAAGCACGACGUGCUGCAAUUCUAUACACUGGCGUCUUCACCGUAGUUGGUAUUCUCGACGGCGCAUUCUUGUAUGUGCUGCGAAACCCACUUGCAGAUAUGUUCUCCGACGACAAUACUGUCAGAGACUUGGCUACGGGAUCCAUGGCUGCUGUAGCCUGUUUCCAGGUCAUCGACUCAAUCAUCUGCGGCACGAACGGCGUGUUGAGAGGUCUGGCAAAGCAAUCCGUCGCUGCGUGGGUUGUGCUAGGAGUCAACUACCUUGCUGCCGUACCAUUUGCCAUAUGGCUCGAGCUGGGAAGCCCAGACCUCAAGCUCGACGGUCUUUGGAUCGGUCUCGGAAGUGGUAUGGUCAUUAUUGCGAUUAUUGAAUGUGUAUACAUGAAGUGGAUCAGCUGGCAAGAUUGUGUAAACGAUGUGAAGGAGAGGGAGGAUGACGGAACAUAG